UAUUAAUAUUUUAUUAUUUACAUAUAAUGACAAAAUUCCCACCACAAACUUUUUUCUCCAUGAAUCACAAUCAAACCUUGGUCUAGAAUUUAUAAGAAUACUGACACAGUCCUCACUCCUCACUGGCUCCUACUUCUUGUUGCUUAAUCUCUGAUCGGAUAAAAUGGUGGUGAAGGUGUACGGCACUGUCUAUGCUUCUCCGAAGCGAGCGAGGGUAUCGAACCUGAAGCUGUUUCUGUGGAUCUCAUCAAAGGAGAGCAUCGAAGCCCUAAAUAUCUCAAGUUACAGUGCAGCAGCUUAAACAUGGUCCGAUUCUGAUACUCCACAGAGAGAAAGAGGGAGAGAAGAGAUGGGUAGUACUUGUUUAGAUAGAAAUAAUAAGGAUGAGGAAGAUGAGAUGGAUUCACUUCCAGGGUUCAGGUUUCAUCCUACAGAUGAAGAGCUUGUCGGGUUCUAUUUGCGGCGGAAGGUGGAAAACAAACCCAUCGCUCUUCAGCUUAUCAAACAGAUUGAUAUCUACAAAUACGAUCCCUGGGAGCUUCCAAAAGCUAGUAUUGUAGUGGGAGACAAUAAUAAAGAGUGGUACUUCUUCUGCAUUAGAGGAAGAAAGUACAGGAACAGCGUAAGACCAAAUAGAGUUACAGGAUCUGGAUUCUGGAAAGCCACUGGAAUUGACAAGCCAAUUUACUCCUCAAUAAAAGAAUCACAAGAAUGCAUUGGCCUCAAGAAAUCUCUUGUAUAUUAUCGUGGAAGUGCUGGAAAGGGAACUAAAACUGAUUGGAUGAUGCAUGAGUUUCGCCUUCCUCCCAACACAAAAACUGCGGCUACUGUUGCUCAACAAGCUGAAGUUUGGACACUUUGUCGCAUAUUCAAGCGAAUACCAUCGUGCAAAAGGUACACACCUGUAGAUUGGAAGCAGACAAAGAAGAAGCCAAACUCAUCUGAUAUUUCAACUUCAAAAACAUUCAGUGGCUUUGAAUCUGAAAACAGCAGUGAUCAGAAGCAAGUGAUGAGUUUUGGAGAGUGUUUACCCUUGGUUCAACCAGAUCAAAGAACAAACUUGUUCUUAGGUCAGCUUAACUCCAUAACGCAUCAAGCUUCCUUCCUAGCAGCUCACCCAAACUCGUGGAAUCCAAAUGCAGAUGAUUUCUUUGCAAAUGGAAACUGGGAUGAGCUAAGAACAGUGGUUGAGCAAGCCGUUGAUCCGAAACCUUAUGACUCUUAAUCAUAGAUGGAUGUAGAGAAUUAAUAUUUCUUUGCCUUGUUUAGGAUUUAGGAAGUACAUUUCAUAUGUUCUAUAUCUUCUUUGUAUUAUCACUAUACGUAGGCUGUGCCUUGCCAUGGAUACUAAUUUCAGAUAGGGACAAUUAAAUCCAUGAUGUAUGUAACUUUUUCAAUUUUGUGCCAAUAAUUUUUGAAUCAUUGGCGCUGAAUAUUUAUUAUA
Molecule: messenger RNA, 1444 nt
Organism: Hevea brasiliensis (rubber tree)
Lineage: Eukaryota; Viridiplantae; Streptophyta; Magnoliopsida; Malpighiales; Euphorbiaceae
Product: transcription factor JUNGBRUNNEN 1
Exons: 4
Coding region: 350-1225 (291 amino acids)
Biological process (GO): regulation of DNA-templated transcription
Molecular function (GO): DNA binding
Source: RefSeq, a predicted model, not a curated record